AUGAAGGGCCUUUUGCUCGCCGCCCUCCUCUGGCUUCCCUUUUCUCAGGCCUCCACGUCUCCCCAGGACCAGCUUGCGCGUCUUGCGGCUGCAAACAAUGGCGUUAUCAAGCUCAAUGCUGAAUUAUUCGACCAAUUGACAUCUCCAAAGCGUACCUGGUCGGCAUCCAUUCAAUUGACUGCUUUGGACCCACGGCGCAAGUGUAACCCUUGCAAAGCGUUCGAUCCCUCUUGGCAUGCAGUAGCUAAAGCCUGGAGCCAAGCGCCUGCUCAACAGCGAAACGACCACUUCUUUGGUACUCUUGACUUUGACGAUGGAAGCGUCGUAUUCCAGAAGCUCGGAGUUUCCUCUGCACCCAUAGUUUUCAACUACCCUCCAACUGAAGGUAAUAGGAAACCAGCGAGUGGAAAGACUGCUCCUAUCAAAUACGAUUUCUCUGAAGGCUUUGAUCCUGCACCUCUUGCUGAAUUCCUCUCCAAACACACACCGAUUUCCAUUCCUUACAGAGCUCCUGUUGACUGGGCUCGUUGGACGACCGUCGCUAUUGGUGUCCUGGGUGCUGCUCUUGUUCUCCGUUUCAUCAUGCCUAUUGUCAGGAGCAGAUGGUCCUGGGCAGCCGUAAUUGUCAUCACCUCCCUCGUCAUGACCUCAGGCUACAUGUUCACUCGCAUUCGCAAUGUGCCUUACAAUGGCGGUGACGGUCACUGGAUUGCGGCGGGUUACCAAAACCAAUACGGUCAAGAAGUACAGGUCGUAUCCUUCGUUUACGGCUUACUCUCCUUUGCCUUCCUAAUGUUGAUCAUGGCUGUUCCUUACCAACCGUCCCCCCAGAGACAACGCAUGCAAGUAUACCUUUGGACAGGCGUCAUCUUGAUCGUCUAUUCUGUUCUUGUCUCUCUCUUCAGGGUAAAACACCGAGCAUAUCCCUUCAAACUCUUCCUAUAG
Molecule: messenger RNA, 945 nt
Organism: Cyclocybe aegerita
Lineage: Eukaryota; Fungi; Basidiomycota; Agaricomycetes; Agaricales; Hemipholiotaceae
Source: the annotation of a GenBank genome assembly